UACCCCCGGCAGCCUCUCCACACACAUCGCAUUCUACAGGAACGAUCCAGAUGAUCGCAUCUCCAUUACUGAGGCUGGCUGCAUGCAGAUGAAACCUCGCACCCGGCUGGACACCGCAGCCAGCCCCUUAUAUACCAGCGUGUUUAUUAUUACCCCCACCCUAUCUCCAGGGUGUCCUUCCCAUCUCUGCCCACAUUCCAUCCCCGUCUGUGAAGAGUGGAUCUUGUGAUCGAUCAGAUCCACUACACCUGCUCCCAGGAUCUCUGACGGAUCGAGGCGAGGAGGAUCUCAGCAUUUUAGCGUCUAUUUCUAUUAGAAUCCUUUAAGAAGUCAUCUCCUCAUCAUGGCUGAACCCAAUGAAUGCAGCAUCAAGGUCCUGUGCAGGUUUCGCCCAUUGAAUCAAGCUGAAGUAACGAGAGGAGACAAAUUCAUCCCGGUGUUCCAAGGAGAUGACUCUGUGAUCGUGGGGGGUAAACCCUAUGUUUUUGACCGAGUGUUUCCCCCUAAUACUACUCAGGAGCAAGUCUAUCAUGCGUGUGCCAUGCAGAUUGUUAAAGAUGUCCUGGCUGGAUACAAUGGAACCAUCUUUGCCUAUGGGCAAACCGCCUCUGGGAAGACCCACACCAUGGAGGGGAAGCUUCAUGAUCCACAAAUGAUGGGAAUAAUUCCCAGGAUUGCUAGAGACAUCUUUAAUCACAUCUACUCCAUGGAUGAGAACCUAGAAUUUCAUAUCAAGGUUUCCUAUUUUGAGAUCUACUUGGACAAAAUUAGAGACCUGCUUGAUGUAUCUAAGACAAACCUCUCGGUUCACGAAGACAAAAACCGUGUUCCAUUUGUCAAGGGCUGCACGGAGCGCUUUGUAUCUAGUCCAGAGGAGAUUUUGGACGUGAUUGAUGAAGGAAAAUCCAACCGCCAUGUAGCUGUGACAAACAUGAAUGAACACAGCUCUCGCAGCCAUAGCAUCUUCCUCAUCAACAUCAAACAGGAAAAUGUGGAGACAGAGCAGAAGCUUAGUGGAAAGCUGUAUCUGGUGGACUUGGCUGGCAGCGAAAAGGUCAGUAAGACUGGAGCUGAAGGUGCUGUUUUGGAUGAAGCCAAGAACAUUAACAAGUCUCUUUCUGCCCUGGGAAAUGUCAUAUCUUCUCUGGCUGAUGGAUCGAAAGGUUACGUGCCCUACAGAGACAGUAAGAUGACUCGAAUCCUUCAGGAUUCCCUGGGAGGAAAUUGCAGGACAACUAUGUUCAUUUGCUGCUCUCCGUCUAACUACAAUGAUGCAGAGACCAAGUCAACUCUAAUGUUUGGCCAGAGGGCUAAGACCAUCAAGAACACAGCAUCCGUCAACCUGGAGUUGACAGCUGAGCAAUGGAAGAAGAAGUUUGAGAAGGAAAAGGAGAAGAACAAGACCAUGAAGGAGACCAUUCAAAAGCUGGAAGCGGAGCUCAGCCGCUGGAGGAGCGGUAAGGAAGAACUGAGAACUGGAGAGAAUGUGCCUGAAACUGAGCAACUCAGUGAUGGGGAACAGCUCACCCAGGACACCUGUGAUGAAACCCCCGUUAAUGAUAAUAAUUCAUCAAUUGUUAUCCGGAUCUCAGAAGAGGAAAGAAGGAAAUAUGAGGAGGAGAUUCGUAAAAUGUACAAACAACUUGAUGACAAGGAUGAUGAGAUCAAUCAGCAGAGCCAGCUUGUUGAGAAGCUCAAGCAACAGAUGUUGGAUCAAGAUGAGCUCUUGAUAUCCACCCGUGGUGACAAUGACAAGGUUCAGAUGGAAUUAAGCCGCCUCCAGUCGGAGAAUGACUGUGCCAAAGAAGAAGUCAAGGAGGUCCUGCAGGCUCUGGAGGAGCUGGCUGUGAACUAUGAUCAAAAGUCACAGGAAGUGGAGGACAAGACUCUGCAAAACAAAAUCCUUGCUGAUGAGCUGUCCCAGAAAGUGGCUACUCUGCUUUCCCUCGAAAAUGAUCUGCAUCGCCUGCAGGAAUUCAGUUCUCAUCAACGCAAGCGAAUUGCCGAGGUGUUAAAUGGACUCAUGAAAGACCUUAGUGAGUUCAGUGUCAUUGUUGGCAAUGGAGAAUUUAAACUGCCUGUGGAGAUCAGUGGUGCCAUAGAGGAAGAGUUUACAGUAGCCCGCUUGUAUAUUAGUAAAAUUAAAUCCGAGGUGAAGUCGGUAGUGAAGAGAUGCCGCCAGCUGGAGAACUUGCAGGUGGAGUGCCAUCGGAAGAUGGAAGUAACUGGACGGGAGCUGUCCUCUUGCCAACUGCUUAUAUCUCAGCAUGAAGCUAAGAUCAGGUCCCUGACAGAAUACAUGCAUAGCGUCGAGAUGAAGAAACGUCAGCUGGAGGAUUCCUAUGAUGUACUGAGCGAGGAGCUAGCCAAGAUGCAGACUCAAGAAAAUAUGACAGAAGAUGCUUCAAAGGAUAAGGAACAGGAUUCAAAGGAUGCUCAUGAGGUCAAGAAGGUCCUGGAGAUGCAAAUGGAGAGUCAUCGCGAAGCCCAUCACAAACAGCUGGCCCGUCUCCGGGAUGAGAUUAACGAGAAGCAGAAGAUCAUUGAUGAACUUAAAGAUCUGAACCAGAAGCUGCAGCUGGAGCUGGAGAAGUUGCGUGCUGAUUACGAGAAACUGAAAAGCGAGGAGCACGAGAAGAGCAAUAAACUGCAGGAGCUGACAUUUCUGUACGAGAAACACGAGCAGUCCAAGCAGGAUCUUAAAGGGCUCGAGGAAACCGUUGCACGUGAACUCCAGACCCUCCACAAUCUUCGGAAGCUUUUUGUUCAAGACGUCACAUCUCGAGUCAAGAAAAGUGCUGAGAUGGAACCCGAGGAUAGUGGGGGGAUUCAUUCCCAGAAACAGAAGAUUUCCUUUCUUGAGAACAACCUGGAGCAGCUUACAAAGGUUCACAAACAGCUGGUUCGUGACAAUGCAGAUCUUCGUUGUGAGCUUCCUAAACUGGAAAAACGUCUUCGGGCUACGGCUGAGAGAGUUAAGGCCCUGGAGGGUGCACUGAAGGAGGCCAAAGAAGGUGCCAUGAAGGACAAGAGGAGAUACCAGCAAGAAGUAGAUCGUAUUAAGGAGGCCGUCCGUUAUAAGAACACAGUGAGGCGCACCCAUACUGCACAGAUUGCCAAGCCCAUCCGACCUGGACAUUACCCUGCAUCCUCCCCAACCAACCAGUACAACGUUCGUAAUUCUGAUUCUGUUAGCUACACAAACAACCUCUUUCAGAACUAUCAAAAUAUAUACAUGAGGUCAUCCAGCCCCACCAAUGAAACAUUCUUUGUCAAUCCAUGUACCACCUCAAGGAGCAGUUCUUCCAGUGCGGACUUGCUUCCCUACCAGAAGAUGAAUGUGGAUAAUGGCAAUGCUACAGACAUCAAUGACAACCGAAGUGAUUUGCCAUGUGGAUGUGAAGCUGAUGAUCAGUCCAAAUUAAUUCCCCUUCACCAAGAGACAGCAGCCAGCUAAUAGCAGUCAGCAGAUGCCUCCUCUCACAUGCACUUUCAGUUUCCCAUGGGACUGAAGCUUUACUCCCAGCAUGCUGCAAUUUAGCUUUUUGUGGCCUCUGCUGCCAGACAUUAUUCCCCCUGUAUGACUCUCGCUCAGUGUCUUUCUUACUGUGCUCUGUUAACGUACUGUAUACUAACAGCUGCUAAUGUUUAUUCUAUACCUACGCAAUGCACUCGAUUAUGUAUCCACUUGUGUUUUAAACUCUAUCCUCUAGUUCCUUAAUGUAUAUCUGUCAGAUCACACACACACACAAACACUGUGUCAUUUACAUGGGGUUAGUUAUUAUGUGUCACUGGGCAAGUGGAAAAAAAGGAUGACCAUGAAAUAAAGGAAUGCUGUUAUUUCAA
Molecule: messenger RNA, 3846 nt
Organism: Spea bombifrons (plains spadefoot toad)
Lineage: Eukaryota; Metazoa; Chordata; Amphibia; Anura; Pelobatidae
Gene: KIF5A
Product: kinesin family member 5A
Exons: 29
Coding region: 344-3457 (1037 amino acids)
Biological process (GO): microtubule-based movement
Molecular function (GO): ATP binding; microtubule binding; microtubule motor activity
Source: RefSeq, a predicted model, not a curated record